Messenger RNA from Hyalella azteca, 4129 nucleotides. RefSeq names its product methionine aminopeptidase 1. The coding region runs from base 1333 to 2451 and encodes 372 amino acids. NCBI's taxonomy places the organism in Eukaryota, Metazoa, Arthropoda, Malacostraca, Amphipoda, Hyalellidae. The transcript is spliced from 8 exons. The record is from RefSeq and is a predicted model, not a curated record. Gene Ontology annotation, biological process: proteolysis. Gene Ontology annotation, molecular function: metalloaminopeptidase activity.
CCGAGAUAAAUUUGACCCCAGACGCUCCCCUAACAUCCGUAUCACAGUGUGUUGUCUGCUAAGCUGAUUGCAAUUUUCCAGGUCCUGAGGCUCAUUGAAAUUGACUCUUUCCCUCAAUGGGUCAUCUGUUCUGACUCUCUUGUAGCUUUGAAGCUAUUACAAUCCCCUACCGGCACUUGUUGUAAUAUUGUCUAUGGCAUCCAUAAGCUGCUGUUACGGUUGAACGAUUCAAAGUCUGUACAUCUGCAAUGGGUCAAGGCAAGGCCCACAAUGGCAUUAUUGGUGAUGAACAUGCUGAUGCUGCUGCUAAACUGGGACAUCACCUGCAUCACUCUGCCUUGUUCCCUCUACCUUGCUUGGAUGCCCUUGCUAUACUUUGUCAUGUUUUCUUAAUAUUUGGGAGUCGAAUUGGGUUUCUGCAGUGGCUACUGAUGGACGAGUCCACCAUCUUGCUUCCAUUUGCUCAGGGUUGUCUCCAGUCCCAUGGAUUGCCUGUCAUUCCAUGUUUCAGUGGUCUUAAGACACCUUCAUCUUGGACAUGUUGGGGUUCGUUCUUACCUCCAUCGAUUUGGGAUGGCUGACACUCCCAUGUGCCUGCAUUGUGGUGUAGAAGAAACAAUUGAACACUUCCUGCUGAUAUGUGCUCUAUAUGACCUUGAGAGACAGGUGAUGGUGUCGAGCAUCAAUGCCCUGGGAGGCUGGGACUCUGGGAGUCCCUCUCAUCUUUGUGCAUAUGCUUCUUGGCGGAGGCAACUACCCCAUAAGAGUUCAGCACUCCAUAGUGCGAGCAACUGCUAUGUAUCUCACACAAACUGGUCAUCUAACUACCUUAUAGCCAAUGAAGAGCACUGGAUCCAAUGACAAUUUCCCUUUCAUUGCUUCACAUCAUGUGAAACUGAUGACAACAUGGAGAGAAUGCACCAGUGGAGAGAAGAAAGAAACUGAAAUGAGAAGAUGAAGACAAGAAUUAUAUAAACAUUGCUGAGUCCAGGUGUUACAAGUGGUUGGGUACAUGACUUCUUCUUCACCUUCAAACUGGCAUCAAAUCAAAUCAUUGUCAACCUUGAAUGAGCUAAUUUUUACUUUAACAAAAAUUUUUACAAGUAAAAGCAGUCAGCACUGGCCUUGAAUAGUCACGGUGUUGAAUAAAGUAUAUUUUUGCAAAUUGCGAAAAGAGGACUUAAGGCUAGCUCCUCUUGAACCUGGUAAUCAUUCGACUUUGGCCACUCAAUUGCAAACAAUUUUACUACCUAGAUUCUCAAAUCUCAAUUACUCAGUAGUCAAUACCGUUCUCUUAUUUAUAUCAAACACAAAGCAUUCUUUAACUUUGAAAUGGCUGCUAAAUGGAAAGGAAUUCAACUAUGUGAGACUCCCAAUUGUGGACUAGAAGCAAAGCUUCAAUGUCCUACCUGCAUCAAGUUGGACAUAAAAGGUUCAUACUUCUGCUCACAGAGUUGCUUCAAGGAGAGCUGGGGAAUUCACAAAUUGGUCCACAAAAAAAGCAGAGAAGUAGAAUCUUCUGCUUACAAUCCAUGGCCAUUCUACACAUUUACUGGUAACUUGAGGCCUGCAAAACAGACGCCGCGCCGCACCGUACCUGCCCACAUUGCCCGGCCAGACUACGCUGACACAAGCAUACCUCUGUCUGAACAGAAGCUCCGAGGCACAACCAGCAUCAGAGUCCUCAAUGACGAGGAGAUUGAGAGCAUGCGCGUAGCUUGCAAGUUAGCCCGUGAGGUUCUGGAUGAGGGGGCUGCAGCGGCUGCUGUUGGCGUCACGACUGAUGAAAUAGACAGAAUAGUACAUGAGGCGUCAGUGGAAAGAGAAUGCUACCCUUCGCCUCUGAACUACCAUGGCUUCCCUAAGUCUUGUUGCACCUCUAUUAAUGAAGUCAUCUGUCACGGCAUCCCUGACUUGCGUCCUCUGGUCAAUGGUGAUAUCUGCAACAUUGAUGUGACGGUUUACCAUCGUGGCUAUCAUGGAGACCUUAACGAGACGCUUCUCAUUGGCGAUGUCAACGAGAAUGCCAAGAAUCUUGUCAAGACCACUUGGGAAUGUCUCCAGAAAGUCACCGAAAUGCUGCGGCCAGGAGUGAAGUAUCGGGACGUCGGCACCGUAAUCCAGCGUCAUGCGCAGUCCCAGAACUACAGCGUAGUGCGCUCCUACUGCGGCCACGGCAUCCAUGAGCUCUUCCACACGACGCCCUCUGUGCCGCAUUACGCCAAAAACAAAGCCAUAGGAAUCAUGAAAGCUGGCCAUACGUUCACUGUGGAACCCAUGAUCUCUGAAGGAACUUGGAAGGACGAGCAGUGGCCGGACAACUGGACAGCUGUCACAAACGACGGUAAACUUUCUGCUCAGUUCGAGGAAACUUUUCUGAUAACUGACACUGGUGUUGAGGUCCUCACUAGAAGGCGCACACGUGGCGGCCAACCAUAUUUCAUGGAUUAACCGAUAUAAAUAUAAAUUUUCUAAUCCAUCCGUAUGGUGCUUUCACACCUGGCUAAGCAAAUUGUGUCUGGACGGAAACAAGAGUUUUUACGAACUGUGUUGGUAAGAUUUGUUGUAACCUUCAUUAUGAUUUGGUCUGACCAGGUAGUGAAAGUGUCCUGUGAGUUAAAAGUGAAUUCAUCCUUAUUUCAGCGGUUGCAAUGGACUUAAUGUUUAACUAUUUGUGUUUGAUGAAAAUGGGUAGGGUUAGCUCGCGUAGGCUAUAAUUAACAUGUAUCGCCUGGCCAUGGAUGACUCCACCAGCCUACUUCGUUCUUCAAGUUGAUUCUAGGAUUCUAAAAAAAAGGUGCAGAGAGCUGAGUGAUCGUUCAUUAUUGUUAUGAACUCGUUAACGGUAGAGUUACAGUGAAAAAUUUUCGUUCAUUCUCUAGGAACGGAGAGCUGCAGGUGCAAAUAAUGCUAUGGAACUUCACUCCGUAUGAUUUUGAUAUUUGUGUAUUUUUUAAGCCAGCUAGAACUGUAAUUCGUUAGCGUUGAGGUCUUGUGCUGCUUUUAAUUCUUGAUAUUUCUUGCUAGUGCCUUUUCAUUGAGAGUUGUUAACAUAGAAUUCAAAUGUGUCUGAACGCGUGACCGUAAGUCUACUGUUGUCUGGAUACGUCUAUGGCAGUGGUUACAAAAAUUUGCAUCCUAGUUCCUAUCUCAACUUGCUACAAUAUGAAUGUUACCUCCUUCACCAAUGUUAUCAACAGUAAUGUGCAUUAACUUUUUCUCUCAACAUUCGAUCACUCCCAAAAAAUUGACGAAUCACGCGCUUGGGGGUAUUGCUAUCCAAUGGUUAAAGUUUUUUUUUUUUUCUUCGGAGCUCUCGUCCAAGCUCGAUAUUUUUCGUCGGAGCAUUGCCUUGCAUCGACAGAAAAUGUUAAUUUCAACAAAGUUAAUACUUGAUUCUUGAAGCAGUCAGGAAAUACUACGACGAUCGUUAUCAUAAAUUGCUUGCGUAUAAAUUUCUAAGCAUGGACUCCGGCCAUUCAGCUCAUGGUUUGUCCGUACAACCAUGGUUCAGCUAUUCCUAACUGACUAGUCCCCUCGCGAAUUUGAAUGCAACAGAAAUAAAUAACCAAUAAAGGUCAUCACUCCAACUACAACAUCUAGCAAGUGCUAAAUUGUAAGGAGAUGCGUCUGGAAUGUAAAUGUAGGCUUUCUCGAGUCUUGAAUUCUGUUCCAACGCCUGUUGUUCGAAAUUCCGUAUCAAUGUCUAGUUCUAAUUUGAAACCCAGAUGCUGCGACUGAAAUUUAUUUGCAUAGUUUGAUCCAGUAUGCAUCUGAAGAUUGAGUCAUAAGUCUAUCUGGUGUACGAGGUACUAGUCUCAGGUCUGAAUCCUGGUAAACUAUGUGGUGGGAUUUACUUGGUAAGUAACUAUGUGGUAGCACAGUCAUUUGACUUGGUUCGUGUAGUGAACGCCUAGGAGUCCUUUAAAAUUGUGGAAUGUCUGCUUUCACCAUAUGAAUUGAUAAAUUAAGAUUUCUUUCUUCAGUUGUACAUCUUGCACAUCGUUGAAUUACUAAUAAGUCGCACUAUUUUCGAUGGAUCCGGCCUCGUCGGAAUCGGGACGACUGACAAUAAUGACACCUGCCAUCUGUUCUCAUUUAAUUCCUGAAAUAAACUGUGCAUAUUUUA